AUGACACAUACUACUGUAUCUCUUGGUGAUGUUUCUUUUACAAACAGUCAAUCUGUGUCCAUACAUUAUAAGGCUUUUACCAAUUAUAUGAAUUAUCUAAGCAAGUUACAUUCUGAUAAGGUUUUUACUCGUUAUUAUUCUAAUAAGACCUACAAAACUUUAACCUAUGCUGAUGUGGAUCGUAUGGCAAUUAAUUUGGCUUGCAAAUGGUCAAAGGAUGCUGAGAGAUCAAGUGUGGUUUCCUUUAUGAGCGAUCAUACAAUAAAUUAUGUUAUUGUUAUGUUGGCUUUAAUGAAAUUACGUCGUACUAUGCUUGCUAUUUCGCCUCGUAAUUCUGAAGCUGCUAUUACAAACUUGUUAGAAAAGACUGAAAGUAAAUUGUUAAUAGCAAAUGCUAAAUAUGAAAAUAUCAUAAAAGGAGUUAAAGCACAAAAUCCAGAUGUCAAGGUUAUUAUCAUUCAGCCUCUUGAUAUUGAGGCUCUUUCAAAGGAACCUCUUAAUUCUGAUUAUAAAAAGAUUCUUAAUUAUCACUUUUCUGAUGAGGACAUUGAAAAAGACGCGUUAAUCAUUCAUAGUUCUGGUUCAACGGCUUUCCCUAAACCAAUAUAUCUCAGCAAUCGCUAUUUAUUCAAUAUGCUCAAACCUUUCCAUCUUCUUGUUAACGAGAAGGAGAAUAUGCCUCAUGUCACAGAAAAUGAUUGUAUGUUUUCAUUAGCGCCUUUAUUCCAUAUUUUCGGUUUUUUUGCACUAUUUUCAAUGGCUACUGUAGGUGGUAGUGCUAUUUUUGUAGAAAAAUUGCCUCCUUCUCAAGAAGAAAUUAAUUAUGCUUUAGAAGUUAACAAGGCAACCAUCAUGUGUGCUCCUCCUCUUAUUCUUGAACAAAUGAUUCCUUAUCUCAAGGAGACGAAUGAUUUCAAUACGAUGCAGCGCCUGAAGUAUAUUAUUUUUGGUGGAGCUCCACUUAAGCAUGAAGCAGGUGAAUGGCUUCAAUCUCAUAAUAUCAAUGUUCGUGACAUGUAUGGUACUACUGAAAUUGGUGCCUUUAUGUCUUCUGAUUUGGACCCAAAGAGCAAAAACUGGGGCUCUAUUGGUAUUUACAUGAAGGAUAAAGAAGGUCAUCCAUAUGGCGUCUUUGAGACCAAUGAUGAAAGUGAGCCUGAUGUUAAGCAUCUCUAUAUUCGCGCUGGCUGUCCUACCUUGGCGAGUCAUGUCGCUAACCGUCCUGAUGGCGGCUAUAAUACAAAUGAUCUCUUUAAAGAAGACCCCAACUUUCCUGGUUACUACAUUUACUUGGGUCGUCGCGAUGAUACUCUUAUUAUGGAAAAUGGUGAAAAAACCAAUCCUGUUCCUAUGGAAUCGACUAUUCGUCAAAGUCCCGUUGUCAAACAAGUUGCUAUUUUUGGACAAAAUCGUCAAUGUACUGCUGCUUUAGUUGAAACUGAUUUGGAGUAUGCUAUUCGUUUAGGCCCUGAUGAAAUUAUUGCUGCCGUUCAUGAAGCUGUCAAGGAAGCCAAUGCUGAAUGUCCUAGCCAUAGUAUCAUUCUUCCUCAAAUGGUCAAAAUUCUACCUUUCAACAAGUCCUUACCUUCAACGGAUAAGGGUACGGUGAUGCGAAAGAAGGCUGAAAAAAUGUAUAAAGAUAUAAUUGACAAGCUUUACAAAGACUUCCUAGAGGGUCCCAGCCGUAAUGAUAAAGAUAGUAUCAAUGCAGAUACCUCUUCUUGGUCCUCUGAACAAACACUUGAUUUCUUAAUUAGUUGUGCCUCUGAAGUCUUGAGUGUGCCCAAGUCCUCUUUUAAGGAUCAUACUCGAUCUAUCUUUGACUAUGGCCUCAAUUCUCUGACUGCAAUUCAACUUCGUAAUAAGAUUGCAGAGUAUUUUGAUAAUAUUCCUCAAAACUUCUUGUUUCAGCAUCCUAGCUUUGAAUCUAUGCAUGAAGCGCUUAUGAAUGGUAUAGACCAAGACCUUGCAGAACUGAAUGAAAAACGUUAUCAACAAGCACAAAACUUGGCUCUUGCCUAUAUCAAGAAGGCGAAGGCCGAUUUCUUCCCUAUUGCUCGUCACGAUGAUAACAAAAAGCGAGAUAAGGUUGUUCUUUUAACUGGCUCUACUGGUACCCUUGGUUCCUUUAUGUUGCGUGAUUUAUUAAAGGAUCCCAGUGUUAAGAAGGUCUACUGUUGUGUCCGUGGUAAAGAAGGUGAAUUGUUUAACCGUCUCAUCAAGGCCUUUGAAUCUCGUUCUCUUGAUAUUUCCUUAUUAAAGUCUGAUCGUGUUGAAACUUUACCAAUGCGAUUCAAUGAUCCUUACCUCGGUUUCUCCGAAGAAAAGUACAAUCAACUUAGAAAUGAAGUGACUAUUGUCCAGCAUUGCGCUUGGGUACUUGACUUUAACAUGACCAUUGAUUAUUAUGAUAAAGAAUGUAUUACUCCUUUCUAUCAUCUUCUCAAGUUUGCAUAUCGAGAAAUAAAUCCAAUGCAUGUACAUUUUAUUUCCAGUAUCUCUGCUAGUGCUGCUACUGGAGACCAAAUUGUUGAGGAACCCCUUCCUCUUGAUUCACAUGUUUCCAUGCCUAUGGGCUACGCUCAUUCCAAAUUUGUUGUUGAGAAACUCAUGAACUAUUUGACUGCAGAAAAGAACUUCCCAUGUAUCAUUGAACGUCUUGGUCAGGUCUGUGGUGAUUCUGAAAAUGGUGUCUGGAACACCUCUGAACAAUUCCCCUUAAUGUUUAUUGGUGGUGGCUCUAUUAUGCACAAGAUGCCUGAAUUGGACACGAUCAUUGAUUGGAUUACUGUUGAUUAUGCAUCUGCCUCUAUUGUUGAUAUUAUGCUUCGUACUGCUGAUUUACCUAUCACUGAAGAUAACUCAAUCUAUCAUAUCGUCAAUCCUCGUCUUAUCACUUGGUCAGAUGUAUUAGAAGCUAUGAGGGGCUCUAACAUGGUCUUUGAAACUGUUUCACCUUCUGAAUGGGUUAAUACUCUUGCUCAGGAUACUACAAACCCUGCUGCUCGAUUACUUUCCUUUUAUGAAGGUAACUUUAAAGAGGCUUUCAAGAUGCCUAUCUGGCAAACAAAGAAGACAAGUGCCCUUACACCUAUCAUUACCAAGGCACCUAUCCUUGAUGCUAACUUAUUUAGUAAAUUCUUAGCUCGCUGGCAAUCUGUUGGUUUUUAUAACCCUUCCAACUAA
Messenger RNA from Cokeromyces recurvatus, 3186 nucleotides. RefSeq lists its product as uncharacterized. The record is from RefSeq and is a predicted model, not a curated record. Bases 1 to 3186 code for a protein of 1061 amino acids. Gene Ontology annotation, molecular function: phosphopantetheine binding. The transcript is spliced from 3 exons. Lineage: Eukaryota; Fungi; Mucoromycota; Mucoromycetes; Mucorales; Mucoraceae.